Messenger RNA from Pyricularia pennisetigena, 891 nucleotides. RefSeq lists its product as uncharacterized. Gene Ontology annotation, molecular function: pyridoxamine phosphate oxidase activity; FMN binding. Bases 1 to 891 code for a protein of 296 amino acids. Gene Ontology annotation, biological process: pyridoxine biosynthetic process. The record is from RefSeq and is a predicted model, not a curated record. The transcript is spliced from 2 exons. Lineage: Eukaryota; Fungi; Ascomycota; Sordariomycetes; Magnaporthales; Pyriculariaceae.
AUGGGCAUCGUCACUUGGCCCCUCAUCCGCCUCAACUGCUCACUCGGCCGGCUUGGAGCGCUCAGCUUUCGAAGAACCAUGGCCUUGCAUCCACCACCUGAUGGGGAGAAAUUAAUUUUCGCCCCUUCAUCGACAGCCACGAUGAACAGCCAGGCGGAACAGUUCCUCCAGCACGAGCGGACGGGCCUGCACCGGUCGGACCUGGACCCCUCGUCGCCGAUCCGGCAGUUCCACGCCUGGUUCAAAUCGGCGCUGGGCGACGGCGACUCCCCCGCCGCACCGAGGGUGUCCCACCCGGAGACGUGCACGCUCUCGACGGCGUCGCUGCCCUCGGGCCGCGUGUCGGCCCGCAUGGUCUACAUGAAGGAGCUCGACGACAAGGGCUUCGUCAUCUACUCCAACUUUGGCACCAGCCGCAAGGCCCUGGACCUCUUCGGCGACGGCACGCCCGCGUCGGUUGGGAACCCCUGGGCGUCGCUGACGUUUUGGUGGGAGCCGCUCGAGAGGCAGGUGCGCGUCGAGGGCCGCGCCGAGCGCCUGACGCGUGACGAGUCGCAGCGCUACUACGACACGCGCGUCCGCGGCAGCCGCAUCGGCGCCUGGGCGAGUCGGCAGAGCGCCGUGCUCAAGCCCGGAGGAGGCGCCGAGGGUGGGUCUGGCCAAGGCGACGACGACGGCCGCGCGCAGCUCGAAGGGUGGGUGCGCGAGACCGAGAGCAAGUUUGCCGGCGUCGAUGACAUACCUGUGCCAGACUUUUGGGGAGGGCUGAGGAUCGUACCGCUGCGGGUUGAGUUUUGGCAGGGGAGGGCGAAUAGACUGCACGACCGCUUCGUCUACGAGAGGGCAGACGAGAAGGACGCAACGUGGACUUUGGACAGGCUUAGUCCAUAG